CCUUCCUUCCAGGUUGGUUCAGCCCCUGUCUACUCCGGGGUGGUGCUUAGCCGGCGCCAGACCGACCCUCGACUUCGGAGGGGCAGUGCGGUCCCUCUGGGCGCUUCCUCCCAGGCUUCUUCGGCUUCUUCAGCCUCAUCGGCCUCCUUACCCUCGGCUGGGACCCAAGAUUUCAGUGUAUGCCCCAACCCUGACCCCGCUCGAGAUAUGUCUACCCCGGCUCGGCGGCGUCUCAUGCGGGACUUCAAGAGGUUACAGGAGGAUCCUCCUGCUGGAGUCAGUGGGGCUCCGUCUGAGAACAACAUAAUGGUUUGGAACGCGGUCAUUUUCGGGCCCGAAGGGACCCCAUUUGAGGAUGGAACAUUUAAGCUUAUAAUAGAAUUCACUGAGGAAUAUCCAAAUAAACCACCUACGGUUAGAUUUGUCUCUAAGAUGUUUCAUCCAAAUGUCUAUGCAGAUGGUAGUAUAUGUCUGGACAUACUUCAGAACCGCUGGAGUCCAACUUAUGAUGUGUCUUCCAUUUUAACAUCAAUACAGUCUCUAUUGGAUGAGCCCAAUCCCAAUAGUCCAGCAAACAGCCAGGCUGCUCAGCUGUAUCAAGAGAACAAGCGGGAAUAUGAGAAACGUGUUUCUGCGAUAGUAGAACAGAGCUGGCGUGAUUGUUGACUUGGGUGCAGCAAAUGAAGAGGCUGGGCAUAUGAAAACUAUAUAUUGAUGUGUUUGUCACCUUCUUAUUCUUGUGUCAUCACAUUUACUUCAUUAAAAGCAAAAUAGUUAU
This is a messenger RNA of Myotis davidii, 778 nucleotides long. It is a transcript of the gene UBE2A, whose product is annotated as ubiquitin conjugating enzyme E2A. Lineage: Eukaryota; Metazoa; Chordata; Mammalia; Chiroptera; Vespertilionidae. Gene Ontology annotation, cellular component: HULC complex. Gene Ontology annotation, molecular function: ubiquitin conjugating enzyme activity. The transcript is spliced from 6 exons. The record is from RefSeq and is a predicted model, not a curated record. Gene Ontology annotation, biological process: DNA repair; proteasome-mediated ubiquitin-dependent protein catabolic process; protein polyubiquitination. The coding region runs from base 208 to 666 and encodes 152 amino acids.